This is a messenger RNA of Drosophila eugracilis, 598 nucleotides long. It is a transcript of the gene Pfdn4, whose product is annotated as probable prefoldin subunit 4. The transcript is spliced from 2 exons. The record is from RefSeq and is a predicted model, not a curated record. The coding region runs from base 121 to 537 and encodes 138 amino acids. NCBI's taxonomy places the organism in Eukaryota, Metazoa, Arthropoda, Insecta, Diptera, Drosophilidae. Gene Ontology annotation, biological process: protein folding. Gene Ontology annotation, cellular component: prefoldin complex; cytoplasm.
AUACGCUGUCAGCACUGAAAUUUACAACAAAAAGUAUACAUUUUUGCUUAGUAUCGAAGAUAGCAACUGUUUGUAAAACUCCUUAAAUUAUUUAUUAAUUAUAUUGUAAAUCAAAGUAAAAUGGCAGCAAAAGUAGCAAGCGGCACGAACAAGGUGUUCCAGAGCCACGAUGAUGUGCAUAUAUCCUUUGAGGACCAACAGCGGAUAAACCGGUUUGCCAAGCAUAACGCCCGCAUGGAUGACUUCAAAGCCGAGCUGGAAAUGAAGCGGAAUGAAUUGAAAUCCGUCGAAGAAGCUCUGGAGGAGAUUGAACUGUUCGACGAAGACGAGGAUAUACCUUUCCUCGUGGGCGAGGUCUUUCUCUCACACAAGCUGGAAAGAACCCAGGACUUGCUUAAGGAGACCAAGGAUACGAUUCUCAAAGAGAUCGCCGGUAUAGAAGCCAAGGCAAAAGUGAUCAAGGCAGAAAUGGACGAGCUGAAAGCUCAUUUGUACCAACGUUUUGGAAGCAAUAUCUCUCUAGAGAGCGAUGAUUAAUUAAUGUGCAUUUUCAACAUUAUAAAAAUUAUACUCCACUAUUAAUUUACACUCGCUAAAA